Messenger RNA from Dracunculus medinensis (Guinea worm), 729 nucleotides. The record is from the annotation of a GenBank genome assembly. NCBI's taxonomy places the organism in Eukaryota, Metazoa, Nematoda, Chromadorea, Rhabditida, Dracunculidae.
AUGUAUAAAUCCUCAACGCCAAUAAUCCCACCAUCUAAUUAUAUAUUACCAAUAAAAACACCCGCAACAUCCAUUUAUAAUAAUUCUAAACUACUGUUAUCACCAUCAUCGUCAAUAUCACCAAAUAAACUGUUAUCAUCAUAUGAACUGGAUUUCGAUGUUAUUGGUAUAACUAAUGAAGCGAAUCAUUGUCAUUUAAAUGAUAAUGAUGAUAGUAAUAAUGGUGAUGAUAUCUGUGGAGAUCAACCAUUAGAUUUAUCACUGAAACGGAACACACCAAAUGAUCAAAUACCUUCUCCCUCUUCAAUUUCUCCGUCAAAUUCGUUGCAGCCUCGACCUUCAGUCAUACAAAACGGCUAUGUACAAAAGAAGUGCGAUAUGCGCCGAUCAUCAUCAUCGGUCACUUCACGACAACUGUCUGAACCAGAUGUUUCGGAACAUUUUCGACGAUCACUUAGUGGUAAAUGGCCAAGAAAGCACUGCAGUAACAAUUAUUAUAAACCAACACAGUUUUGUGACAAUGAAAGGUCACUAAAUGGUCCAACUGUUCUUCAAAGAAAACCGAAAAAUUCAUUCAUUAUGAGUUCUUCUAUUAUGAAUUCUCCUGCAAAAAUUAUAGUCAAUAAUUCUGGCGUCGAAAUUGAAGAUCAUUUUCGUAAAGCUCUCGGUGCCGAAGCAUAUGAGCUUCUGCGAAAAAAACGUAUAGAAAAGUUCCAUGCCAAUGAUUAG